GACACGACGGAACUUCCGGUCUAGAUAACACAACAAGAUCAAGAGUCAUGACAAAAUUCCACUUUAACUUCUCUCCAUUCAUUUUGUAAAAUAAAUUGGUUUUUAUUUUAAAUUCACUGAAACAAAGAUGCGCAACACACGUUAAGGAUUUAAAUGAGUCACACCUCCCGACCAAAUGAGUUAUAACGUAUACCUCCGAAUACAGAUUUUAUACACUUUUAUUGUGAAAGUCUCGGGCCGACAGUUUUUAUCACAAACGACCGUCGCAUCUCAGAGAGGUUCCGAAGGCAGCUGCUGCGAACAGAUGUUCGGUUUAAAGUUGGAGGGCAUUCAAAAAUGUCCUCCUUUGUGCUACAAGUGCAUUAUCGUGAUGCAGCUGCUUUUAAAAACCAUCAUAAGGAUUGCUCGGGAGUCUCAAUGACUGACAACUAAACCGCAGCCAUUUAUUGCUGGUAUAUUUCUUCUGAUCACAGUAGAUGCAGUCAUUUGCCCUGGAAACACUGUUUGCAUAUUCUUGCUUAUGAAGGUAACCAAACUGAAUGAUGAAUGAGUGAAGACUCUGCGAUCAAGUGUUUUAGUCGAAUCCCACAACAUCCAGGAUAACAGUGGAGGGAAAAGGCUGCAGAGGCAAAAUGAGUCUUACUGUUUGCUGCUUGAUGACACUGGCUGUCGUCUGUGUCACACAUAGCCUGGUGAUAACUGAUCAACUCCACAAGUCUAAAAGAUCUGAUCAAAAUGUACCUGGAAGCUGUGAGCCAGUAUCCCAACAGCCUCAGUUCAGGGGGAACUCCAACAAUUUCACAGUAGAUCUUCGAAUGCCAGGCGUUGUUCCCCCUCAUCCGGACACAUACUUCUGCAUGGCCUUUCCUGUACCAACAAACGAAGAGGUCUAUAUUUUGGACUUUACUCCUUAUGCCAGUAUGGACACAGUUCAUCACAUGGUACUGUUUGGCUGCCAGACUCCUGUCUCUACAAGUGGCUACUGGGAUUGUGGCAGUUCACAAGAUAUCUGUGAAGAUAAGUACUCUGUUAUAUAUGCCUGGGGUCUGAACGCACCACCAACCAAACUGCCAAAAGAUGUUGGGUUUAAAGUUGGAGCGCAGUCAAACGUUUCCUACUUUGUGCUACAAGCGCAUUACCCUGACGUAACUGCUUUUAAAGACCAUCAUAAGGAUUGCUCGGGAGUCUCAAUGACUCUGACAACUAAACCGCAGCCAUUUAUUGCUGGUAUAUAUCUUCUGAGGACAGUAGAUGCAGUCAUUCCCCCUGGAAACAUUGUUACAAAUAUGGAUUCUGCCUGUGAUUACACUUCAUACCCCAUGUACCCAUUUGCCUUUAGGAUCCACACCCACAGCCUCGGUAAAGUGGUGAGUGGCUACAGGGUCAGAGAUGGGAAGUGGACCUUGAUUGGGAGACAGUCCCCUCAGCUUCCACAGGCUUUUUAUCCAGUUAAUAAGGAUGUGGAAGUUAAAUAUGGUGACACACUUGCAGUCAGAUGUGUUUUUACUGGUGAAGGGAGAACCUCUAACACCUAUAUUGGGUAA
Molecule: messenger RNA, 1544 nt
Organism: Periophthalmus magnuspinnatus
Lineage: Eukaryota; Metazoa; Chordata; Actinopteri; Gobiiformes; Gobiidae
Product: peptidyl-glycine alpha-amidating monooxygenase-like
Exons: 16
Coding region: 633-1544 (303 amino acids)
Biological process (GO): peptide metabolic process
Cellular component (GO): extracellular region; membrane
Molecular function (GO): peptidylglycine monooxygenase activity; copper ion binding
Source: RefSeq, a predicted model, not a curated record